Acanthoscelides obtectus is the source of this 2825-nucleotide messenger RNA. Lineage: Eukaryota; Metazoa; Arthropoda; Insecta; Coleoptera; Chrysomelidae. The record is from the annotation of a GenBank genome assembly.
CCCACUAUUGGUCCACCUUCUUAUGUUACGCCUGUGGAUAAUAAUAUCCCGCCAUCUAUCGACUUGGUGCUUAACUUGUUAGGAUCGAUAUAGAUUUCUUUCCGGAUGUUUCUAUAAAAACUUGACAGAUUCGAAUUUUGACAGAAAACAGAUGAUUGCGGUCGUGGCACAGGUCGUGGCGUCUACCGAUUUCACUGACAGUUCGUGUUUAUAUAAAAAGCAAUACAUUGCAUUUUCCAGUUAGUUUAAUACACGUGUAAUAGUUGAGUGAACACAGCGUCCUUUAUUUUCUUGAAUACUAAACUGACACGAUGUGUGGGAUUUUCGCGUAUUUGAACAAUCUCACUCCGAAGAAACGGGCUGAAAUAUUGGAGUUACUUGUCAACGGCCUAAAAAGAUUGGAAUACCGUGGAUAUGACUCGGCCGGUGUUGCCGUCGACGCAGCGAACUCCAAGGACAUUGCCAUUAUUAAAAAAACGGGAAAAGUUGCUCUACUCGAGGAAGCGAUUAAGAACAAGAGCAAUGAAUUGGACAUGGACGAUAUAGUAGACGUGCACUGUGGAAUUGCUCACACGCGUUGGGCGACUCACGGUGUACCCAGUGAAGUCAACUGUCACCCGCACAGAUCAGACGAAGGCAACGGUUUCGUAGUGGUCCAUAACGGGAUCAUCACGAACUACAAGGAGGUCAAGGUGUUCCUAGAAAAGAAAGGCUUCUGCUUCGAAAGUGAAACAGACACCGAAGUGAUAGCUAAACUAAUCUCUCAUUUUUAUCAACAGCAUCCGAAUUUUUCGUUCAGAGAACUAGUGGAAUCUGUCGUUCAACAGUUGGAAGGUGCUUUUGCCCUAUGUUUCAAAUCAAAAUAUUUUCCUGGGGAAUGCGUUGCAACAAGGCGUGGUUCGCCGCUUUUGGUGGGCAUCAAGACUGUCACUAGGCUAGCGACAGACCACGUACCGAUCUUAUAUGGAAAAGAAGACCACCGUAAAUCUUCGAUAGACAAAGAUGCUGAUACCAACUCAGACUUCAGACCGCACGGAAGGGCAGACUACCCGACGUUGCCGAGGACGGGGUCUACGUCGGAAUUUGAGCCGUUGGAGGACAAACAGGUGGAAUAUUUCUUCGCAUCUGAUGCUUCAGCUAUUAUCGAACACACUAACCGUGUCAUAUACUUUGAGGAUGACGACGUGGCUGCCGUUAAAAAUGGCCGACUUAGCAUCCACAGGCUACGACGAGGCGGCGAUGAUCCGCACAAGAGAGAAAUUCACACGCUAAAAAUGGAAUUGCAACAGAUCAUGAAAGGCAGCUACGAUUACUUCAUGCAGAAGGAGAUUUUCGAACAGCCCGAUUCUGUCGUCAACACGAUGAGGGGACGCGUCAAUUUCGAAACCAAAUCUGUGACAUUGGGCGGCAUAAAAGACUACAUUCCGGAGAUAAAACGAUGCAGAAGACUUAUGCUUAUCGGUUGCGGAACCAGUUACCAUAGCGCGAUUGCUACCAGGCAGUUGCUAGAAGAACUGACCGAGCUGCCUGUCAUGGUCGAAUUGGCUAGCGAUUUCUUAGAUCGCACAACUCCGGUGUUCAGAGAUGACGUGUGCUUCUUCAUUUCUCAAUCAGGUGAAACGGCCGAUACUUUGAUGGCACUCCGUUAUUGCAAACAGCGCGGGGCUCUGAUUGUGGGCAUCACGAAUACUGUAGGUAGUUCCAUCUGUCGGGAAUCGCAUUGCGGCGUCCACAUCAACGCGGGCCCGGAAAUAGGCGUGGCCUCGACGAAAGCGUACACCAGCCAGUUUAUUUCGCUGGUCAUGUUCGCGUUGGUCAUGAGCGAGGACAGGCUGUCGAUGAAACAGAGAAGAGAGGAGAUCAUUGAAGGCUUGAAAAAUUUGCAAAGCCAGAUUCGCGAGGUUUUAAAAUUGGACAACGAAGUGAGAACGUUAGCCGAGGAUCUAUACAAGAAAAAAUCGUUGCUGAUUAUGGGCAGGGGUUUCAACUUUGCCACCUGUCUCGAAGGAGCCUUGAAAGUAAAAGAAUUGACAUAUAUGCACAGCGAAGGAAUAAUGGCCGGCGAACUGAAACAUGGACCGUUAGCUCUGAUUGACGAGUCUAUGCCUGUUAUGAUGAUUAUCAUGAAAGAUCCCGUGUAUACCAAAUGCAUGAAUGCUCUACAGCAGGUGACGGCGCGAGAUGGCAAACCGAUCAUAAUCUGCCAGGAGGGCGACCAAGAAACGAUGGCGUUCGGCCACAAAUCGCUGCAGGUCCCUAAGACGGUCGACUGCCUCCAAGGCGUUCUGACUGUGAUUCCGAUGCAACUGCUAUCAUUCCACAUCGCCGUGUUGAAAGGUUGUAACGUUGACUGUCCUAGGAAUCUGGCCAAAAGUGUCACGGUCGAAUGAAGGGACAUCACCGACCAUUGUGAGACGAGCGUUAGUACUCAGAAUGUAUUAAAAAUGCAUUUUUUUAAUUUUAGGGAUCUAAAUAAGUGAAAUAAUUUUUAAUUACAUAUUUGUAUCGAUAUUACUUUACCCGUGAUUUGGUUUUUACUAUUUGCUACAUUGCUUGUCCUAGGAGUGAAAUGCAAUGUAUAUAUGACUCUUUUUAUACUCUUAGAUAGAAAUAUUGUACCUAUAGCGAGAUAUAUUUUAUAUUUUGCUUUACUGUACUUGGAUUGAUUUGUAUAUACAUUGGAAAAAAACUAAAGAUUAUUUUGAUGUUUUAUGUGAAAAUGUUUAUCAUUCGUUAAAAUUGUCUAUUUUUAGACGCUCUUUUACUUGUUUGUAAAUUUUUUAAUGUACUUAAUUUAUAUAUAAAAUAAAUGUAAUUUUUCUUUA